Molecule: messenger RNA, 597 nt
Organism: Rotaria sordida
Lineage: Eukaryota; Metazoa; Rotifera; Eurotatoria; Philodinida; Philodinidae
Source: the annotation of a GenBank genome assembly
AUGGAUUAUUCGUUUGGAUCGGUUCCAUCAUUAACAAUGCGUACAAUUGGUGAUAUUUUGGAUUUUUUUGUAUUUCUUGGUCCAAAACCUGAACAAGUUAUUCAACAAUAUACAUGGUUAGUUGGUCGAUCUAUUUUACCACCUUAUUGGUCACUUGGGUUUCAACUUGCUCGUUGGGAUUAUGGAAAUUUAACACAUAUGCAACAAGUUGUUAAACGAAAUCGUGAUGCUGGAAUUCCUCUUGAUGUUCAAUAUGCUGAUAUUGAUUAUAUGGAUGCUGAAAAAGAUUUUACUAUUGAUCCAAUUAAUUUUCAUGGAAUAAAAGAAUAUUUUGCUGAAUUGAAUGCAGAUGGAAUUCGAACUAUUGUUAUUUUGGAUCCAGCUACAAUUGAUGAUCAAGUUCAUUAUGCACCAACGAUUGAAGGUAUUAAAGAAGAUGUAUUUAUUAAAUGGGAAGAUGGCAAAACAUUAAUGAAAGGAUCUUGCUGGCCAGGCGAUGUUUUCUUUCCAGAUUUCUUCACAAAUCGAGCUCAAUCUUGGUGGUCACGAUGGGCCUUACCAAGGAAAAAACAUCGUGAUAGACAAACGAAUGGUUAA